GCGCUCGCCCUCGCGCUCCGGACACACGGGACACAGGACGCUGAGGUGCUGAGUCUGCUCCAACACCGGGACGCUGCGGAGGGAGAGCCACGCCAGCGCCGGGGACAGAAAGGAUCCAGUGGAUGACCAGCGUAAGUAACGGAGCAGGAGCUGUGGAGAAGCCAGACUCAUCUGUUCAACCAAACAGGAGUAUUGAGAGGUGAAGCUGCUGAGGAGCCAGGAGGGUCUCCUUGUCCAGGACAGUGUUGCUGUAUUCUUCUUCCAGGAAGGGAGGGGGGAGAGGAGCUGUGGCUAACCUGCAGCCAUGCACCGUUUAAGGACUACAGUUGCAAGGCUUCGGCCUUUAACGGCUGCACAGACAGCUCAGAGCCUAUCGCAGCCCAGACUGUUGGCGAUCGAAAGGGGCUUAAGGACGUUAACGCCUGCGAGGCGCCUGAACACAUCUGUGGUUGCUGAGCCCUUUCUUAAUGGCACCAGCUCUAACUAUGUGGAGGAGAUGUAUUUUGCAUGGCUGGAGAAUCCCAGGAAUGUGCACAAGUCCUGGGAUGUAUUUUUCCGUAACGCUAACGCCGGGGCUCCACCUGGUGCGGCGUAUCAGAGCCCUCCACCCCUCAAUGGGUCUUCUCAGGGACUGGCCAGUGUCCAGGCACUGGUGGGGGCUCAGCCCAACGUGGAGAAACUGGUGGAGGAUCAUCUAGCAGUACAAUCGCUCAUACGAGCCUACCAGGUCCGGGGUCACCACGUGGCUCGGCUGGACCCUCUGGGCAUCACAGCUGCCGACCUGAAGCCCACACCUUCUGAUAUCAUCACCUCCCACAAUAAACUGGAGUUCUCUCAUUAUAAAGAACGUCUUGUCUGUACAACAGGUUUUUACGGGCUGGCUGAAUCCGACUUGGACAAGGUGUUCCGGCUCCCAACCACCACCUUCAUCGGUGGCAGCGAGAGCUCUUUGCCUCUCAAAGAGAUCAUUCGACGCCUGGAGAUGGCCUACUGUCAACAUAUCGGAGUAGAGUUUAUGUUUAUUAACGAUGUGGAGCAGUGCCAGUGGAUCAGACGCAAGUUCGAGACUCCAGGAAUCAUGCAGUUCAGUCUGGAGGAGAAGAAGACUCUUCUGGCCAGAAUGAUCCGAUCCACAAGGUUUGAGGAGUUCCUCCAGAGGAAGUGGUCUUCGGAGAAACGAUUCGGCCUGGAAGGGUGUGAAUCGCUCAUCCCGGCUCUUAAGACCAUCAUCGACCACUCCAGUCAGAGCGGAGUGGAGAGUGUGAUCCUGGGGAUGCCUCACAGAGGGAGGCUGAACGUGCUGGCAAAUGUGAUCCGGAAGGAGCUGGACCAAAUCUUCUGCCAGUUCGACUCUAAACUAGAGGCUGCUGAUGAGGGUUCUGGUGAUGUGAAAUAUCACUUGGGGAUGUACCACAAGAGGAUGAACCGGGUCAGCGACCGCUACAUCACGCUGUCACUCAUGGCCAACCCGUCCCACCUGGAGGCGGUGGACCCGGUGGUGCAGGGAAAGACCAAAGCGGAGCAGUUCUACCGCGGAGACACUGAGGGCAAGAGGGUGAUGUCGAUUCUGCUUCACGGCGAUGCUGCGUUUGCAGGCCAGGGUAUCGUGUACGAGACGUUCCACCUGUCUGACCUGCCGUCCUACACCACACACGGCACCAUACACGUGGUGGUUAACAACCAGAUCGGUUUCACCACAGAUCCCAGGAUGGCACGUUCGUCUCCUUAUCCUACAGACGUUGCUCGAGUCGUCAACGCUCCCAUCUUCCACGUGAACGCAGACGACCCAGAGGCUGUGAUGUAUGUGUGUAAAGUGGCAGCCGAGUGGAGGAACACCUUCCAUAAAGACGUCGUCGUAGACCUGGUGUGUUACAGACGCAACGGGCACAAUGAGAUGGACGAGCCGAUGUUCACCCAGCCGCUGAUGUACAAGCAGAUCAAGAAGCAGAAAAGUGUGCUGAAGAAGUUUGCUGAGAAAGUCAUUGCAGAGGGAGUCAUCACGACACAGGCAUACGAGGAGGAAGUAACGAUGUACGACAAAAUCUGUGAGGAAGCUUACACUCGCUCCAAAGAUGAGAAGAUCCUCCACAUCAAACACUGGCUGGACUCACCGUGGCCUGAUUUCUUCACAAUGGAAGGACAGCCUAGAACUAUGAACUGCCCGUCCACCGGCCUCACUGAAGAAGAGCUCGGCCAUAUUGGAAACAUCGCUGCCUCUGUCCCAGAGAAAGACUUCACCAUACACGGAGGUUUGAGUCGUAUCCUAAAGGGACGUGCAAAUAUGGUGAAUCAGCGAGUGUGUGACUGGGCUCUCGGGGAAUAUAUGGCCUUCGGCUCUCUGCUCAAAGAGGGAACCCACGUACGCCUCAGCGGACAGGAUGUGGAGAGAGGCACAUUCAGCCAUCGACAUCACGUUCUCCACGACCAGAACGUUGAUAAGAGGAUCUGCAUCCCGAUGAACUACAUCUCCCCUGACCAAGCUCCUUACACCGUCUGCAACAGCUCUCUGUCCGAGUACGGAGUCCUCGGUUUUGAGUUAGGCUUUGCCAUGGCCAGUCCCAACGCGCUGGUGCUGUGGGAAGCCCAGUUCGGAGACUUCCACAACACGGCUCAGUGUAUCAUCGACCAGUUCAUCAGCUGCGGUCAGGCCAAGUGGGUCAGACAGAACGGCAUCGUGCUGCUGCUUCCUCACGGCAUGGAGGGAAUGGGUCCGGAGCACUCGUCAGCCCGUCCUGAAAGGUUCCUGCAGAUGUGCAACGAUGACCCUGAUGUUUUCCCCAAACUGUCCGAGGACUUUGCGGUGCAUCAGCUGUACGAGUGUAACUGGAUCGUCGUGAACUGCUCCACGCCUGCAAACUACUUCCACGUCCUCCGCAGACAGAUCCUGCAGCCCUUCAGGAAGCCUCUGAUAGUGUUCACUCCCAAGUCUCUGUUGCGCCAUCCUGAGGCCAGGUCCAGCUUUGAUGACAUGCUUCCAGGCACCCACUUUAAGCGAAUCAUCCCAGAUAACGGGCCUGCAGCUGCUGCCCCAGAAAAGGUGAAGAGAAUCAUUUUCUGCACCGGAAAGAUCUACUAUGAACUGAUCAGAGAGCGCCAGAACAGAGGCAUGGACGAGUCUGUAGCUGUCGUCCGCAUCGAACAGCUCUCGCCCUUCCCGUUUGACCUGGUGAAAGCUGAGACUGACCGUUUUCCAAAUGCUGAUCUGGUUUGGUGUCAGGAGGAGCACAAGAACCAGGGCUACUACGACUACGUCAAGCCCCGCAUCCGCACCACCAUCGACCGCUCCCGCCCCGUCUGGUAUGCGGGUCGUGACCCUGCAGCAGCUCCAGCCACCGGGAACAAGCACACUCACCUCACGGAGCUGCAGCGUUUACUGGACACGGCGUUCGGUCUGGAAGCGUUCUCAGGAAUAUAGUAACCUCCCUCCGCUCACAUCGGACCUGUCCAGCUUCAGACGAGCUUCAGCGUCGCUGCAGGUUUACACCCCACGAGACUCCGGCUUGACCUUUGACCCACAACACUUUGCAUUGACGUGUUUUCUUCCUCAAUAUAUUUACAUAUCAGACCUGUUAUCAGGCAUAAUCUUUAAGCUGAGCGCACAAUGACAACACUGUUACCAUGACGACCUCGUGUUCACAGUGACGGACACUUAUAGAAAAGCAAUGUAUUGAAUGUAUGAAUUUAUGCAAUAAUUAAUUUUUACGAAAGUUUUAGCUCCUUUUUUUAUUCUAUUUUAUUUUGUUAAUUACAAAAUCAUGUCAACAUGCUCUGCAUCUACCAAAAUAUUUGAGCCAUUUAUUGAACGUAAAAAAUAUUAGUCUGACAAAGACAUAAAUGUUAAGAAAAACAAACUCUGGUGCAAAUAAUAAAAAAAUCUCAGAAGUAAGUGUAUUCACGUUUUUGUUGAGAGUUGUCUGAGAGAGUCACUGUGCUCUAACAAGAAAUAAUCUGGCACAUCUUGUUGUUUUCAUAUCAGGUUACUUUUGUGUCACUAUUAUAAUCCAAAAACAUUUUGGACAACAAAACUGCGGCCGCUGCAGUCAAAACAUUUCAGGUAAAAUAAAUGUGUUAUUCAAAACGUAUUAAUGCAAAUCAGAAUGUUUUUUCAGCAAAUUUGAAUGUGUAAAAAGUGUAAAAAUAUGGAGGUACUUGUUAUGAUGCAAUGAAAAAAAAAAAUUUUUUUUAAAUAGAUUGUCAAAGCAAAGCUGCAAUUUAAAAAUGACUAAUGACAAGUAAAAAAAACAUUACAAUUAAAUAUGUAUGAAUGCAAAUCCAAAAUUUCAGGUUUUCAGAAAAUCCAAAACUGGAUUUGCAAAUAAAAGUUUUGUAUUUACAUUAAUAUGUUUUAAAUCACAGAUUACUUUACCUGCAACAAGAUAUAAUAAGAUAUAAAAUAUGUUUUGAUUGCAGUGUGUAAAGUCCCUCACACUUGACAUUUGUUUUGCAUAAUAAAGACACUAAAGUAACCUGAUAUAAAAAUGACAAUUUAUGGUUUUAAACUUGGUUCUGCAUCAAAUGUGCUGCACUACUUCUUGUUUGAGCACAGUGACUGUCGUAAGCUUUAAAGGAGCCAGUCAGCUGUUUCCCACUGUUUCCAGUCUUUAUGCUAAGCUAAGCUAACCAGCAGCAUAUUUACAGAUGUGUAACUCUCAGCAACAACUAGAAGAAGCUUAUUUCCCAAAAAUAUUCCUUCAGAAUGUUUCCUGCAGUUCAUUAUAACCUGUGACUGGUGAAAAAAAGAAGAAAACAUGGUGAUAAUUUAAGAUGUUUACGAUAGCUGAAUGGUUUUAGGGAUAUUUCUGGUUUUAGGGAUAUAAGAUGUUUCUGAUUUUAUUAACUGUGACUAAAACAUUAGUGGCUGUCUCUCUGGUGUCAAAUGUUUUUCUGUUAGUAAAGACACAGAUCACAGAGGCUCAGCAUGCUUCUGCACUUUUAUCUUGAGUUGAGCAGCGACUUUAAGACGACGCGGGAAUGUUUAUCAGCAUGCAGACAGAAGGGAGGACCCACACGUUUAUUACAAACACUCACCUCAUCACUCUGCAUUAUGUUCUGCUUCCUUCCUUCCUAUUUAUUUCCUCCUCUGUGGUUCACUCACCGUCCUGCCACGCCACUGUAAAACCUCUGUUUGUGCCAAAUGUAACAGAUUACUUGAAAUUACAUUUGAACUAAUAAAAAUAAAAAAAUCAUGCCUGCGAUGAAGGAAACGUAUGUAAAGACAAGAUGAGAUUCCUCAGCUCCUCAGAUUUGAAGGAUGUAUUUAUUUUCAUAAAAUGUUGUAUGUUUCAUUGUUUACGAUAAAUAAAAAUUACAGUUC
Molecule: messenger RNA, 5314 nt
Organism: Centropristis striata (black sea bass)
Lineage: Eukaryota; Metazoa; Chordata; Actinopteri; Perciformes; Serranidae
Gene: ogdhb
Product: oxoglutarate dehydrogenase b
Exons: 24
Coding region: 305-3415 (1036 amino acids)
Biological process (GO): tricarboxylic acid cycle
Cellular component (GO): mitochondrion; oxoglutarate dehydrogenase complex
Molecular function (GO): thiamine pyrophosphate binding; oxoglutarate dehydrogenase (succinyl-transferring) activity
Source: RefSeq, a predicted model, not a curated record